Messenger RNA from Phanerochaete carnosa HHB-10118-sp, 1608 nucleotides. RefSeq lists its product as uncharacterized. Gene Ontology annotation, molecular function: protein binding. The transcript has a single exon. The record is from RefSeq and is a predicted model, not a curated record. The coding region runs from base 5 to 1003 and encodes 332 amino acids. NCBI's taxonomy places the organism in Eukaryota, Fungi, Basidiomycota, Agaricomycetes, Polyporales, Phanerochaetaceae.
GCGUAUGCAGUGCAAAGGAUGUCUCAACCUCAACGUGCGAUGCAGCGCGAAUGACCUACCGCAAGAGCUCACUGACAUGAUCUUCGAUUUUAUUGAGGACAAGCGUAGCCUGGCUGCGUGCGCUCUCGUCUGCAAGUCGUGGACGGCGUGGAGUACGCGCUUGUACUUCCGUUCGUUUGAGGUCGCAAGGCCGAGCGUUAUCGCUCUACAUGACUACUUACAGUUGACAGACAGAGCGCGCGAUAGCAUCAGGCACCUGAUCCUCAAGUCGAUAGACGGAUGGGCGGGUGGACGAGUACGCGGACUAGGUUCAGGCGUACCUGAUGCGGACAUCGUCGUUCAGACGUUCUCGGUGGAGGAGCUUUUGGCAAUUCUACGACUGUUGCCCAAAUUAGAAUCUCUGGAACUCUGCUCCUUGCCGGUUUAUUUGGACCUCUGGACCCUACCUCUCCUCGGGUGGCCGGCCGACUUUCACCCCGUUGACCCCCAGUUACCGCUCAUCAGGAAUAUGCGCCUAUCGCUGAAGUCACUUCGCCUCGUCAACAUGGCUUCGUUCGUCGGGGAUAUAUCUUGUCUCCUCGCAUUCCUGAGCGCUUUUGAAAGCAUCGACGACUUACAUUUCACCGACGAGUAUGUCCCAAACCUCACAAACCGCCCCCUCGGUCGCGACAUAUCGUAUAUGGGACCCUUCAACAUGGAACGACUGAGCCCUCUGCUUACUAAGAGGCUGUACAUUAGUACAUUCCGUCCCACAUCGUUCAUGACGAUGAUUAACGUAUUGACGGACACGGUCGAGAGCGCUACUCUUGAGCGCCUAGAGUUGGAGCCUACCGACGGAGGGAUGCGCAGCUUUACUGUUCAAGCUACCGCCGCAUUUCUCGCUCGCGUCCCGGAUCUGCAGGAGCUUAUACUUCACAUACCUACCCACCGCCUCACAGACUGGGCUACUCGUACGUCCCCCAGUGCCACUUUGUCGCAGAAUGCUGACAGUUACCCUUCAUAAAACUGCGGUUCUGUCUGCGUAUGCAGAAUCCUUCACACUGCCAAACCUCUCACAAUACCUGAACCUGAGAAGUGUGUCUGUGUACGACCUACCCAUCCACGAUCUGAUGGCACCAUCGACGCUGAUUUCGCUCGCGCACAAGGUCCUCGACGAGGUCGGCGCGAUGCUCGAGAGCGCGCCGCGGGGCGCGCUCACGCACGUCCACCUCGGCUUCAGCCCCGGGCGCGUGCUCAUCCCCCUCACCGCGACAUCGCACCACCAAACGUCGUUUGCAAGGUACAAUUGGCGCCGCUUUCUCUGCGGGCGUUGCUUCCAGGCGGAUACCUUCCGCGAGCUCAGUUUCGACGGGAUAUAUUCGACGGUGUGGGCCGAGGCGCGUCUCCGCGGCGCGGACGAGAUACACGCCGUGGCGGACGUAAUGGGGGCGCGUUAGGCCUUGGUUUCUCUUCGUCUUCUUGGUUGUAAAAUUUUGUGGGAUUGUGCUGUGCUUCGUUGAUAUCUGGAUUGGAUGGAUGGAUCAGACCUUGGGCGCUGAUGACAAGCCAUACUGUAGUUCAACACUACAUUUACACAGGAAUAUUAAUGAGGUGCAUUUAAAUUUGUGU